AUGCAAUCUCCAGAACUUGCUCAUCGCCUCCAGGAGGGAACAGUCAAGUACACCCUCGACAGACCUGUCGCACUCACCACUGAAGAAGUGGUUCGUCGCCUCAGAACCUCCCUAAGCUUUGUGGGCCUUGACUACACCUCAAAGAAGAAAUUAAAGAAUCUCCUGAAUGGGUCUCGUGAAGACGUUCUUUCCAUGAGCAAUUUCCUGGGGCACCUGAGUAUAAAUAACCCAGAAGCUGAGGGCGGUGGUCAGUUGUCUCAGAGCGCUUCAACAGUCAAUAUGAUUGGUAAAGUUUGCACCCUGAUUGUUGUGUGUGUGAUGAUUGUGGUGGCCAGCGCCGGCAGGAUUGGUGGAGGCUACAGUGGUGGUGGAGGAUUUGGUGGAGGUGGCUUCGGCGGAGGUUUUAGCCGAGGAGGUGGUUUUGGUGGUUACGGAGGUAGAGGAAGCUUCGGUGGUGGAUUUGGAGGUGGAUCUGGAGGUGGAUAUGGUGCAUACGGCAAAUAAACAAGAAUCUUCCUUGACUCAACAAUCAAUUUGAACUUUUUCCAAAUUUCUUCCCCAGCAACAAGAUGUAACCAAGUGCAUUCAUUGUAUUGAACCUUAAAUAUUAUGUAAUAAACUUUAUUCUCUGCAUUACAUAUUUUUCUCACCAUGAUAAUACAUGAGACAUAAGUGAUUCAUGUAAUAUAUCUUUCAAUGUCAUAUUUAUUUUCUGAAACAACUUACUGAUUCUUAUUGUAUAUUUCCUGUGAAAAUUAUUACUUUAAUUAAUCAGUCGUUGUUCGACCAUGUGGGUUUAGCACCCAAGAUAAUAAUAAUAAUAAUAAUAAUAAUAAUAAUAAUAAUAAU
This is a messenger RNA of Cherax quadricarinatus, 849 nucleotides long. RefSeq lists its product as uncharacterized. The record is from RefSeq and is a predicted model, not a curated record. NCBI's taxonomy places the organism in Eukaryota, Metazoa, Arthropoda, Malacostraca, Decapoda, Parastacidae.